Pyricularia grisea is the source of this 769-nucleotide messenger RNA. RefSeq lists its product as uncharacterized. The record is from RefSeq and is a predicted model, not a curated record. NCBI's taxonomy places the organism in Eukaryota, Fungi, Ascomycota, Sordariomycetes, Magnaporthales, Pyriculariaceae. The transcript is spliced from 2 exons. The annotation marks the transcript as partial.
AAAAAAAAAAAAAAAAAAAAAAAAAAAAAAAAAAAAAAAAAAAAAAAACUCACCUUGCCGCAAUACCUCGCCCUCCCACACCCAACACACCUACUCAGCCCACCACCCGCCUCGCCCUUCCCACCGCACGCCGAGCAGACCGUAGGAUCCUCCUCGACGCCCCCUAGCGCCAGCACCUUCUCCAGCGCGCCGGGGACGGCCUUGACGGCGGCCGCGUCGGCCUUGGAGACCCUGACGAAGCCGCGCUUGGUCUCGUCGGCCGGCGGCACGCGCCUGGCCCGCGGCAUGACGAUGGUGUUGCCCUUUUUGAGCCCGCGCCCCUUGAGGUCGAGGUCGUCGCGCCCGUAGCCCUCAAACACCACGGCGAACGGGGACCCGUCCCGGUCCUCCACCACCAGCGUCGGCUUGGCUAUCGUCAUGUCGUUUUUGAUGUGCGCGAGAAGGUUGGGAACCUGUCCCGGUUACUGAAAUCUGGCAAUGGCGCCAUUUUUUGGUUUUAGUGUUUUUGGCUGUUUGAUGAAAAAAAAAAAGAUGAGGGGGUUUUACUGAGUAUCUUUAAAAAAAUAAUGACACCGAUUUUGAUAAGGAGAAAAAUUGAGGCUUGAUGUGCCAGAUCACCCCGUGCCAAGCCCACUCUACCCCAACACUUACAGGGCCCUGCGACAGGCCUGACCCAUAGAAAACGGUUGAUGCGGGGGUGCCUGUAUGACGUACUGUAGAGUUUAAAACCACUAUAACUGUCCCGGCUAUCCGUUGAACUGAAUAUACG